Rattus norvegicus (Norway rat) is the source of this 1067-nucleotide messenger RNA. It is a transcript of the gene Mettl23, whose product is annotated as methyltransferase 23, arginine. Gene Ontology annotation, molecular function: protein methyltransferase activity; N-methyltransferase activity; protein-arginine omega-N asymmetric methyltransferase activity. NCBI's taxonomy places the organism in Eukaryota, Metazoa, Chordata, Mammalia, Rodentia, Muridae. The record is from RefSeq and is a predicted model, not a curated record. Gene Ontology annotation, biological process: regulation of gene expression. Gene Ontology annotation, cellular component: nucleus; cytoplasm.
UGGUUUGGACGGCGUCCGACCUGGAGCCCCUGAGCACCGCCCCUUAACCCGGCGUCCCUGGACACCCCUCCGUGUGAGCUCGGCCUCAUGGCCGGAGCCCGGCUCUUUCGGUUCCGGGACGAGCCAGGCCCCGGAGCCGACCCGACCGUGCUGGAGGUCCGCGUCCCGCAGGUGCGUGCAUCGGCACCCACGUGGAAGCGCCCUCUGGUUGGAGCGUUGGGAAUGGGGCAUCCCUCACUUCUGGACUUCGUUCAUUAGUGGCGGGUCUGGUAUGAAGCCCGAUGAAGAGUUCUAGCGGGAAAGUCUUGUCCUGUGAUGGUCCUGCAUGUCCAGUAUGGGAUGUAUGUUUGGCCCUGUGCUGUAGUCCUGGCCCAAUACCUGUGGUUUCACAGAAGAGUUCUGCCAGGCAAAGCUGUCUUAGAGAUUGGAGCUGGAGUGAGCCUUCCAGGAAUUUUGGCUGCCAAAUGUGGUGCUAAAGUAACACUAUCUGACAGCCCAGAGCUUCCUCAUUGUCUGGAUAUUUGUUGGCAAAGUUGCCAGAUGAAUAACCUGCCACAGGUGCAAAUUGUAGGACUGACGUGGGGCCACAUAUCAAAGGACACUUUGUCAUUGCCACCACAAGACAUCAUUCUUGGAUCUGAUGUUUUCUUUGAACCAGAAGACUUUGAAAGCAUUUUAGCCACAGUAUACUUUCUGAUGCAGAAGAAUCCCAAAGUUCAAUUCUGGUCUACAUACCAGGUCAGAAGUGCUGACUGGUCACUGGAAGGCUUGCUCUACAAGUGGGAUAUGAGGUGUGUGCACAUUCCUCUGGAGUCUUUUGAUGCAGACAAGGAAGAUAUAGCAGAGUCUACCCUUCCAGGAAGACAUACUAUUGAAAUGCUGAUCAUCUCCUUUGCAAAGGAUAGUUCCUGAAUGAAUUAUACCUCAAGCUAUUCUGGGACAAUGUCUAAAUAACAUGGCAUAAAGAUGAAUUAUCUUGAGAAAACUCAGCGGGUGCAAGUCUUAAUGCUGUGAUGUCAUGCCUACGGCCAACAUUUAACUUCAACAAAAUUAAACAUUGAAAAGGA